Arabidopsis thaliana (thale cress) is the source of this 1834-nucleotide messenger RNA. Its product is annotated as pre-mRNA processing ribonucleoprotein binding region-containing protein. The coding region runs from base 154 to 1611 and encodes 485 amino acids. Gene Ontology annotation, biological process: RNA splicing; mRNA splicing, via spliceosome; spliceosomal tri-snRNP complex assembly. NCBI's taxonomy places the organism in Eukaryota, Viridiplantae, Streptophyta, Magnoliopsida, Brassicales, Brassicaceae. The transcript has 8 exons. The record is from RefSeq and is marked reviewed. Gene Ontology annotation, cellular component: U4/U6 x U5 tri-snRNP complex; nucleus; Cajal body.
GUUUCAACUGAAAACAUUCCUCUUCGCCUUCCUAAGGAAAAAACACUAGUCGCUCGCUGCUCUUCAAUUUUCUUCUCGAAUCUAAUCGAUUGAUUUCUCCUUCGAUUCUUCAGGAGAAUCACUGAAGCUUUUGCCUCCCAAGUAGAAAGAGAUAUGGCAACUCUUGAAGAUUCUUUCCUUGCUGAUUUGGACGAGUUAUCUGACAAUGAAGCAGAAUUGGACGAGAAUGAUGGUGAUGUUGGAAAGGAAGAAGAAGAUGUUGAUAUGGAUAUGGCUGAUUUAGAGACACUUAACUAUGAUGAUCUCGAUAAUGUUUCUAAGCUGCAGAAGAGUCAGAGAUAUGCUGAUAUUAUGCAUAAAGUAGAGGAGGCUCUUGGGAAAGAUUCUGAUGGAGCUGAGAAAGGAACUGUCUUGGAAGAUGAUCCUGAGUAUAAGCUUAUUGUGGAUUGUAAUCAGCUUUCGGUCGAUAUUGAGAAUGAAAUCGUUAUUGUCCACAACUUUAUCAAAGACAAGUACAAGCUUAAGUUUCAAGAGCUUGAGUCGUUGGUUCAUCACCCUAUUGACUAUGCAUGUGUUGUGAAGAAGAUUGGGAAUGAGACGGAUUUGGCUCUUGUUGAUCUCGCUGACCUUCUUCCUUCAGCUAUUAUCAUGGUUGUUUCAGUUACUGCUUUAACUACGAAAGGGAGUGCACUGCCAGAGGAUGUUUUGCAAAAGGUGUUAGAGGCUUGUGAUCGGGCUUUAGAUCUUGAUUCCGCAAGGAAGAAGGUCCUUGAGUUUGUUGAAAGUAAGAUGGGAUCUAUUGCACCUAAUCUUUCUGCUAUUGUUGGGAGUGCUGUUGCAGCCAAACUCAUGGGGACUGCUGGAGGUUUGUCAGCACUUGCUAAAAUGCCUGCGUGUAAUGUUCAAGUUCUUGGCCACAAGAGGAAGAACCUUGCUGGGUUUUCUUCUGCAACGUCUCAGUCCCGUGUGGGUUAUCUGGAGCAGACAGAGAUUUACCAAAGCACGCCUCCUGGACUUCAGGCUCGCGCUGGCAGGCUCGUGGCUGCAAAAUCAACUUUGGCAGCAAGAGUUGAUGCUACUAGAGGGGAUCCGUUAGGGAUAAGUGGAAAAGCUUUCAGGGAGGAGAUCCGUAAGAAGAUUGAGAAAUGGCAAGAACCUCCUCCUGCAAGACAGCCUAAGCCACUUCCUGUUCCUGAUUCUGAACCGAAGAAAAGAAGGGGUGGUCGCCGUCUAAGAAAAAUGAAAGAAAGGUAUCAAGUAACAGAUAUGAGGAAGCUGGCCAACAGAAUGGCGUUUGGUACACCUGAAGAGAGCUCCCUCGGUGAUGGACUAGGAGAAGGUUAUGGAAUGCUUGGCCAGGCAGGAAGCAACAGGCUGCGAGUAUCCAGUGUUCCGAGCAAGCUUAAGAUUAAUGCUAAGGUCGCCAAAAAGCUUAAAGAAAGGCAGUAUGCGGGUGGUGCGACUACCUCUGGUUUGACAUCGAGCCUGGCUUUCACUCCUGUGCAGGGAAUAGAGUUGUGCAAUCCUCAGCAGGCUUUAGGAUUAGGAAGUGGGACUCAAAGCACUUACUUCUCAGAGUCAGGAACCUUCUCGAAGCUGAAGAAGAUCUAAAAUAUGGAAGACAGAGAUACAAGUCUUGAAAAGCCGAGCACUAAAAGUGUAAAAAUGAAACAAAGGUGGAAAGAAACUGCUUUCUCUAUCUCAUGUCUGUUUUAAGGUUUCUUCGGUCACUUAAGAGACAAAAGGCAUUGUUUUGAUCACUCUUUGGAAACGUUUUAUAAAUUUUAUUUUUGUAUUAGAGCCAUACCUAAAGAUCCAUCUUCUUAUUACCAUC